CCAAACAUACAACAAACACAAUAGUAUACUAGUCAAUUUUAUUAUUCUUCUGAGCACAAAAGGGAUUGCAAAUCCAAUUCUUUUUUCCCUUCAUUCUUUUUAUCAAAGAUGGCAAAAGAUUUAGUGGAUUUUUCAGUUUCUUUUGUUGCCUUUUGGCUCAUGUUAACAUUGGGAGAUUUGACUACUCAUAGUGAAGCUAGGGAGCAAGAAAGAGCAUUCUUUGUGUUUGGUGACUCUUUGGUUGAUAAUGGCAAUAAUAAUUACUUGUUGACAACUGCUAGGGCCGAUGCCCCACCUUACGGCAUUGACCACCCGUCUCAUAGGCCCACAGGCCGGUUCUCAAACGGGCUUAACAUCCCCGAUAUCAUCAGUGAACACAUGGGCUGGGAGCCCACACUCCCAUACUUGAGCCCAGAGCUUAGAGGGCCUAAACUAAGAAUUGGUGCCAACUUUGCUUCUGCUGGUGUGGGUGUGCUUAAUGACACUGGAAUUCAGUUUAGCCCAGAUGGAGACCUCAUUGAUUGUGUACACAAAAGAAGACAGCCAGCUUUAGAUCACCCGCUUUUGAAGCAUCACAAGAUUCAGAGAGUUCCAUCUGCAAUGCCGAAAUCCACGAACGAGGCAGAUGAAACGAACAGCACAAAAAGCAUAGAUGGGCUGAAAGGGGUGUGGCAAAUGUGGCAUCAAAAGGGCCAAUUAUGCCCAAAGGGCACGGUGCCCAUUAGGCGUAGCUCGGUCCACGACGUGCUCAGGGCUAAGUCGUUGUACGAUUUUGGAAAGAAACAAACGAGGCCAUUGUCCUUUCCCGGCCGUCCCAAGCCCACUAAUGAUGAUCUCAAUACCAAUAACCAUGAGGCAAUAUACGGGGCUAAAGCCUCUAUAAAUGUGUGGGACCCAUCAGUACAAGGACGAGGCGAGUUUAGCUUGUCCCAGAUUUGGCUUCUGUCCGGCUCGUUUGAUGGCACCGACCUCAACAGUGUUGAAGCUGGCUGGCAGGUUAGUCCGGAGCUGUAUGGAGACAGUAAACCCAGAUUAUUCACCUAUUGGACGUCUGAUGCAUAUCAAUCAACGGGAUGCUAUAAUCUUCUGUGCUCUGGAUUUGUGCAAACAAAUAGUCGAAUUGCAAUUGGAGCUGCUAUUUCUCCAGUCUCAUCCUUACACCAAACCCAGUAUGACAUCACCAUCCUCAUAUGGAAGGAUCCAAAGACAGAGAAUUGGUGGAUGGCCUUUGGGGACAAAACGUUAGUGGGCUACUGGCCCAACGAACUAUUUACUCACUUAUCAGAUCGGGCCACAAUGGUUGAGUGGGGCGGUGAGGUCGUAAACACUCGGCCCAACAAUAAACACACGUCCACUCAAAUGGGCUCGGGCCAUUUUGCGGAAGAUGGGUUUGGGACAGCAAGCUAUUUCCGAAACCUACAAAUAGUGGGCUCAGAUAACAGCUUGGUCACGGCCCAUGAUAUAACAACGUUGGCUGAGAAUGUAAAUUGCUAUGAUAUCCAGAGCUCAUAUAGCAGUAAAUGGGGCACAUACUUUUAUUAUGGUGGGCCUGGAAGAAACCCAAAAUGUCCGUGACACAGCAGGGAAAGACAACAAUAUGCAAAUUUGUUUUAUUAUUCUUAUUUUAUUAGGAGAUAGGAAUAGGAUUAUGUAAUUUUCAUUCAUUUUUAUUCAGCUAGAAAGUUCAAUAGUUAAUUGAUUCUACAGGAUAAGAGAACUGUAGCAAGGGCUUUAAGAAUAAGACACGAAAGAAGAGUUUCUAAGACAUCCACACAAAAAUUAACAGGCCAAUGAAGUUAUAGUACAAGUGGCCCAAUUUCCCUGUGAGAAGGUCAUGCUCAAAGAGUUUGAUUUAGUCUCCUUAUUACAGUUAAAUUGAUUUUUUAUUAGACUUACGCUUAUACAUUUUAUUAUCAGCUCCAAUGAAAAAAAUAUUUAUACAUUUAAUUACGGAACCUCAAAAUUUC
Molecule: messenger RNA, 1967 nt
Organism: Striga asiatica
Lineage: Eukaryota; Viridiplantae; Streptophyta; Magnoliopsida; Lamiales; Orobanchaceae
Source: the annotation of a GenBank genome assembly